Messenger RNA from Lactuca saligna, 888 nucleotides. The record is from the annotation of a GenBank genome assembly. NCBI's taxonomy places the organism in Eukaryota, Viridiplantae, Streptophyta, Magnoliopsida, Asterales, Asteraceae.
AUGGGUAGACCAAGAUUGGAUCCUGAUAUCAGUCAUUGGACUAGAGGUGGUGUAAGAGGUGGUGUCAGAGGUAGUAGAGGUGGUGUAAUGGGUAGUAGAGGUGGUAGAGGGGGUAAUAGAGGUGGUGCAGUGGGUAACAUAGGUGGUGUAGUGGCUAACAAAGGUGGUAGGGGUAGUAAGAGAGGUGGUAAGGGUAGUAAAAGAGGUGGUAGGGGCAGUAAGACAUCUGUUAGAGUUGAAGGUGGUGGAGGUGCUGAAGUUGAAGGUGAUACAAUUGAAAAUGAGGAUGACACUAUUCUUGAAAAAUAUUUAGUCCAUUUAUGGAAGUCAAUGCAAGAUUUGAAACAAUCAGGGUAUUCAAUUGAAGAAAUUAAAAAUUCACUUAGUCUGACAGAUUCACGUAUGAAACAACUUAAUGAUUACAAUGACACUAUUGAACAAGUUCUUCCUAUGUCUAGGGAAGAGGAGUAUCCACCUCAGACUGAGACACAAGAUGGGGGUGAAGAAAUUAUCCCUGAGACACAACCAGAAAGUGAAGAAGAAGAAGGCAUUAAUGACACCCAGGAAUUACCAGUACACCUUAGGAUUGUGAAAAGAAGAAGGCCCUCUCAGAGGAUUGUUAAAAACAAGCUGAAGAAGAUGGGAUGUGUUGGGACUUCUGCAAGUUCAGCAUUGGAUUUGGAUUAGGGUGUUAGGGUGUUAAGGGUAGUAAGGGUAUUUUGGUACAUCUUUUGUGAAUGCUAUUUUUGUGAAUCUUUUGUGAAUGCUACUUUUGUACAUCUUUUGUGAAUGCCCUUAAAUUACUGAUAGCCAUAUUUUGUACAUCUUUUGUAAACACAUUGAAACAUUGUGAAUGCCCUUAACAUGGUUGGUAAUGACAUAAUGGAG